Molecule: messenger RNA, 413 nt
Organism: Racocetra persica
Lineage: Eukaryota; Fungi; Glomeromycota; Glomeromycetes; Diversisporales; Gigasporaceae
Source: the annotation of a GenBank genome assembly
UUUGGACAAACACAAAAUAUGAUAGCACAGAUGAACAUGAACACAAUGUGGAAAAACAAUUCUCUUCAAAAUGAAAACCUGUUAAAUAACCCGAACUAUCAAAUACAACAAUUACUCCAGACCAUGCAAUAUAGUAGUUCCAUCACCAAUAUACCAAAUGACUUGCCUUGCAAAUUCAUCAGUAAUAAUCUUUGCUUUACAAAUGCUUAUGUGAUACAUUCUUUAGACUCUGCUGUAUCUCCCAUAAUAAGUAGUUCGAUAAAACAAAUAGUAAAAAUAUGCUCUUCCAAAAGAAGUCAACUAAUGAUCGCUACUGCUAAAAACUAUGAAGAUAGUCACAAAUUAAGAAAUACCCAAGCUUUCCGUGGCCUUGAGAAUGGUGACCAAAAUAGAGUUCAAGUUGAAAAGGAUGU